This is a messenger RNA of Drosophila willistoni, 1685 nucleotides long. It is a transcript of the gene TRAM, whose product is annotated as translocating chain-associated membrane protein 1. The record is from RefSeq and is a predicted model, not a curated record. Gene Ontology annotation, cellular component: endoplasmic reticulum membrane. Bases 345 to 1487 code for a protein of 380 amino acids. NCBI's taxonomy places the organism in Eukaryota, Metazoa, Arthropoda, Insecta, Diptera, Drosophilidae. The transcript has 2 exons. Gene Ontology annotation, biological process: SRP-dependent cotranslational protein targeting to membrane, translocation; protein insertion into ER membrane.
GGGUCUGUUAUAUUUUUUUAAAAGAAAAAAACUAACACGGUUGGCGGCGGUUGUGUGUUUUUCAUAUAAUCGUUGUGCCGCGUUGUUCGUGGUUCCUAAGCACCUAAAGAAGGAGAAGACGGACGUCGGCAAAACCCGGACCCGCUCACCAAAAAAAAAAAAUAAGACGAAACGAAAAAUUAUUAAAGCUGGAGCGGAACGGAUUUAGCUAACGCCUACAACAACAACAGCAAAGGCGGGGAAAGAAACCGACAAUCCUUGCCCUUGGAUUUUGCCAACCCAUCAGUCAGUCAGUCAGCCAUCCAUCCAUCCAUCCAAGUAAUCCAACCAAUCCAUUCAUCAAUAUGGCCAUCAAACCGGGUCUGGGGCGGAAGACAAGCCAAAAGAAUCCACCCAUCCUAAGUCAUGAGUUUGUGAUACAAAAUCAUGCCGAUAUUAUCUCCUGUGUGGCCAUGGUCUUUGUCGUCGGACUGAUGAAUGAAUCGACAGCGGCUUUUGCCAGUGCUUUCAUCUCCCUGCAUCAUAAUGUUAGCGGCGGUGAGGAUCCAACUAGGGAGCAGCCGUAUGGCAAGGCCUAUACCUAUAUAGCUGGCAUUAAGGAUUAUUGUUCGAUAUUUUUCUAUACGCUCACCUGCAUUAUAAUGCAUGCGAUAAUUCAGGAAUUUGUCUUGGACAAGAUAAGCAAAAAAUUGCAUUUAUCGAAAUUUAAAUUGUCCAGAUUCAAUGAAUCUGGACAAUUGGUAACAUUCUAUUUGAUAUCCUUCCUCUGGGGCUCGCACGUGGCCCUUAAAGAAGGCUAUCUGGGUCAAGUGUCACUCCUGUGGGAAGGCUUCCCCAAUCAUGCGAUGAGUUUCUUGCAUAAAUUCUACUUUAUCAUCCAACUGUCAUACUAUUUGCAUAUGCUGCCGGAACUGUACUUCCAAAAGAUCAAAUCGAAGGAGGAGCAACAGCCGAAGAUAAUACAUUCCAUUAGUGGCUUUACUUUGAUCGUGUUGGCCUAUUCGCUGAGCUUCCAGAGAUUGGCACUGGUAUUGCUGACACUCCACUAUUUCAGUGAGCUGCUGUCGCAUGUCUUCCAACUGAUCGGAGUGUUCGAUCGCGAGGAGCGUUUGUCUAAAUUGAGAGUGGUAAACAGCUUGUGCUUCUUCCUGGUGCGUUUCGCCACUUCCGUGAUUGGCGUUCUAACGCUUUACUAUGGCAUUGGCGGACUACGCUCCCUAUUGGCCUUGGUCGGCCUGAUAGCUCUGCAGGGUUAUUUGGUCUACUCAUUCAUUACCGAGCAACUGAGGGCCAAGCGUGAAGCGAAAAAGGAGGCUAAACGAGAGGCAAAACUGUUGAGUUCUUCAGCUGCCAGUCAAAAUCAGAAAUCCAAAUCCUCCUCAUCGAAAUCCUCGCUUAAGGACAAAGCGAAACGUAAAAAGGAAAGCGAUUUACCUGAAGCGGAUCAAUCCCAGACACCGAGUCCUUCCAAACAGAAGAUCAAAUAAUAUUGAUGAGGUGGCCAAAAUGGGAAUAUACACCUCGAUCAAGCGAAACACACACACACACAAAAUGAAUGCAACAAAAUCUUCUUCCGCUCACACACAAACACACACAUACACAAAUAUACACCACAACAAAACAAAAAAGAAAUGGAAACUCUGAAUUUGCAUUAACAAUUGUUUUAUAUUGAAAUUAUCUUUUUU